Messenger RNA from Hydractinia symbiolongicarpus, 5407 nucleotides. RefSeq names its product VPS10 domain-containing receptor SorCS1-like. Gene Ontology annotation, biological process: post-Golgi vesicle-mediated transport. The record is from RefSeq and is a predicted model, not a curated record. Gene Ontology annotation, molecular function: protein binding. Lineage: Eukaryota; Metazoa; Cnidaria; Hydrozoa; Anthoathecata; Hydractiniidae. Bases 361 to 3627 code for a protein of 1088 amino acids. Gene Ontology annotation, cellular component: Golgi apparatus; membrane. The transcript is spliced from 2 exons.
AAUGUAUAAAAAUCAUAAGAAUUACUUUUUUAACGGCUCCAAAAUUAAACGAAUUCUAUCAAGCGAUUGACUAAAAUAUAAGAAACACCAGUAUUUGUGGUUACAAAAAACGUGUAUCUAAUGUUUUAAAAAAAAUCUGGUUAUUGUUCACUUUUACUUUGUUGAAAUCUGACCAUGUUGUCAAUAAAUUGUUUGUUUAAGAAGCUCGUGUACUGGCGCCUGUUUGUAGAGUAGAUAUGAGGGAAGACUGUGAAGACGCAAAAGAAUAAAUCUCUGUUGUCGUCAGAAGGUUGGGCGAAUUAAAAACAAGACAAACAAAAAGUAUACAAACGGAGUUAAAAAUUACUGGUGUGUUUUGCCAUGGUUAGAGUUUACAUUCUGUCUGUCCUGUUGGUUUUGUGCUGCGUUAAUUCUUCAUUAGAAAGAGUUUAUGACGCGGAGGAAACAUCCGAAGGGGAUUAUGUUACCGUUCUCCACCGUAAAGAUAUCAAGCAAGGAUUUACGCCACCUCGAAAUGUGAGAACAAAACGAGACACUUGGAAAGUUGUGAAGAAAGUCAACAUUUCAACUCAUGUCUUUAAGAGUGACUCAAAUAACGUGGCUUUUGUGUUUUGGAAACACUCGAAAUCCAAAGUUAUUUUUAUUAUCACUUGCAAUAGCGCAAACACGACAAACUAUAACAAGUUGAGUAACAAAGGAUGCAACAGUCGGAGUAAUUUUUAUCGCUCGGACAACAGCGGACAAACGUUCAACUUGGAAACGAGAUUUAAGGAUGCGCAUAUUCAUAGCAUCUUUCUUUCACCACUGGAUACAAAAUUUAUCAUUUUAACAGAUUUUAAAAAUCGUACUAUCUAUACAACAAAAGAUGAAGGCAUUACGUAUAAAAAACACUCUGUGUCGUUCUCCCCAACUUUCAUUUAUUUUCAUCCCAGUUUAAAAAACUUGAUUGCAGCGUUCGAUAGCACUCAAAAAGGAGAUAACUCUCUUUAUGUGAGUGAAAAUUACGGUCAAACAUGGAAGCUUGUCUCAAAACGCGUCCGGAAUUAUUUUUGGGCCCAAGCUGGGUAUGAUAAAGAUCUUACAACUCUCCACAUAGAGAUUGCUUCGGGAAAACAGAUUGAGAAUUUAAAAAUCAGCUCUAUCCUAGCCCUCAGCUCCACCCCAUACAACAAAACAAUUAAAGCUUACAAGAACUUUUUGGAACCUUUCUCUCUUUACAUCAACCAGGAAUUUAUAAUUGUGCAAGAAUCGUCGAACAAGAAAUUAUAUGUAUCGGCAAAUAGAGGACCAUUUGUUAUGAUGAAGUUAAGAACGGAAUUUAAAAAUCACCUUCAUCAUGUAAUAUUUAACAGUAAAGAAAACGAAAUUUUAUUGGGUGUUAUUCAUCCUGACCAGACAGCAACUUUGUACAUAUCUGACAGCACUGGUGAGUUAUUGACCAUGCUCCAAACGAACAUUAUGACUGAAAAAAUGACACGGACAGGAUUUGUUCCAAAAAUUGACUUCUACCAAGUAAAAGGAUUGAGGGGUACUUACAUCAUUAAUAAGAAAGGAAAUGGGACUUUGAUCACGUUUGAUAAGGGUCAUGCGUGGGAUUAUCUUACAUAUAAUUUAAAACAGAAAUUUUCGUGUAAGAAGCACUGUGAUUUGAUACUGUACAUUAAAAUUGACAGUUACUAUAGUGAUUAUACCGCACCGCUAUUGAGUAAAGAUAGUGCACCAGGAAUCAUCAUAGCGCAGGGUUAUAUUGGAAAUUUGAAUGAAAUGAACCGUGAAAUUAAUAACCGGCAUCAAGUUUUUAUAUCAGUUGAUGGUGGCCAUUAUUGGACAAGAUCACUUGACACUUCCAAUGGUUACGCAAUAUUGAACCAUGGGGGGAUGAUUGCUGCCACACCUUUAACAUUUACUAUAGAUCACGAUGUAAAGUUUACUUUGGAUUAUGCUGAUACUUGGAUCACUGUCCCUUUUACUAAGCUUUAUUCUCGAAUUUCAGCUAUCAUUACUGACUCGACAGCAAAAAGUUUAAUAAUAAACGUGUUUGGGUUUCUCCAAGAUCAAACAGAGGACCUGGAUGUUCCUGCAAACACUUGGGUUGUUUGGAGCUUCGAUUUCUCAUCUUAUUUUCACAGACUGUGUGAUACUAGCGAUUUUUUUGGGUUUGAUCAUAAUAAAGGAAAAUGUGUGAUGGGAGAGACAGUUAGUAAUGAGAGGCGCAAUGCUGAUAAAAAAUGUAUCAUUAGUCCUACAUUUACUACUCAUUUCACACGCAAGUCUUGUCCGUGCACGAAAAACGAUUACAAUUGUGAUACCCUGUAUAAUCAAGUUCGAAACAAAGAUGGUAGCUUUGGUUGUACGCCGAUUAAUGCUAAUCACACUACAAGUUUGUCAGGCUGUAAAGAGGGCGGCAGUUAUUUAAAAACAAAAGGUUUUCGAAAGUUAAAUGGUAAUAAAUGUUCAGGAGGUAUUGAUUUGAAUCCAAAAAAAGUAAAAUGUCCGGUAGCGCCGCCGGAAUUGAUUCGGAUUGAUGUCCCAACUGGUACGCAAAAUACGGUUUCGACUCCGGUACAAUUUAAAAUAGUUCAGACUCGAGGAUUUUACAAAACGCAAUAUUACUGGGAUUUUGGUGACGGUCUAAAUGGUAGAAAAGGAAACUAUAGUCAAGUAAAAGAUGUAUUAAGAGUGUUUUAUCGUCAUGGUCAUUACAAAGUGACGCUUUAUGCAGUUAACAGCGCUGGGAACAAUUCAGUUAGCGUUGAUAUUGUUAUUCUUGACGAAUUCUUUAUGAAAGAUCCAUACAUACACUACAACGAUCCUGUAAUCGUGAAUACGGAUUCAUCCUAUAGUCUCGAAACAAUUGAGGAGGAUGGCACGUCAAAGAAAAUCGAGAACUUGAAAUCAGCAUUUUAUAUUUGGGCAUUUGGUGGUGCUGUACUGGGUGGUAAACAAGCAAGUGUAGUUUCAUAUUCGUUUCCUGAAACGGGAGUAUACCGGAUUGAAGUUUCGAUAAUUACACCGGUCAGUCACAAAACUGUAACAUCGGUAGUAGCCGUCUAUUACGAUGCUAUAACAUUUAAUGUUAGAUUUUCUUCGAAGCUUGAUUAUUACAAUACAGAAACUGAAGCAUGGGUUAUAAAUUUUUCUUACAAAUUUAAAAUGUUUUUAGCCAUUAAGUAUGAUAUACACGAUACUGAGAGAAUUAUUGUUAAAACAGAGCCAAAGAAGCCAACAAGAGUCCAAGUUAUUUUAACUGAUCGCGAAACGACAGCAAAUGUCCCUGAUAAGAGCGCUACAUACUUUGCUAACAAAAUCAUAAAUGAUAUAAAUGAGAAUCGGCCAUUACUUCACGAGUACGCAGCACGUGAUAUUCACGUGUUAUCUGCGAGUCUGGGUAAGAGAUGGCAACAAAUAAAAGAAAAGAAGAAAGAAACAAAAGAAGGAAAUGCAUGGGUAUACAUUUUAGUGACAUUGAUUGUGUUAUUUGUACUGGGAAUAUUAAUUGCACUCUAUCAAUUCCAUAAAAAAGGAAAACUUUUCUUUUGGAGACACGACGACGGAAUGGAAAGUAAAUUGUUUUCCGACGUUGACGAUGACUGUGUCGGAAUGGAAAGCGACAACGUCGAAGCGUAAAAAAUUUUUGUUAUGAUGACGUUGUCGUGGCGAAAAUGUUGGCAUUACAAAUUUAUGCGGGAGAAAUUUUUGAAACAGAGCUCAUGUAGGUUUUGUGAUAAACCUAAAAAAACAGAAAAAAAACAAGCAAAGAAAUAUUUAUUUUAAUGAUGUAAGGUGAAAAUGGUGACAGACUCCCUUAUAAUAAUUCGCAUUUUAAAGUUUUAAAUAUUUUAUGGUAUUUGCUGUUUUCUUAUGCGAGUUUUGUCGUGCGUUGUAUAUCUUUCUAUGACGUCUCCGAGUUUUGAAUAAUUCGUCUCCGCGUUCCGAAUACUUAUCUUAAACAAAUUGUCAAAUAUUUAGCUUCUGAUUGAGUAACUGUCAUUCAGCACAUGUCCAUUGCAUUGCUACAAGACACUAAGAAAAUGUAGACCUUUUUCAAUUUUUUUCAUUUCUUAUAUCCUUUGAUGUGCCCGCAUCUAACGUAUUUUUAUUUUACGAGUUGACAAAAUGUUUUUUCAAUAAUUCUUUCCCGAACUAGAGGAAAUAGUUACAAUAAUUUUCGUAAAUUGCUUCUUUUCUAAGAAAUAGUAAUUUCUACACAGUCUCGUGUCUUUGUUUUCUUCCUACCCAUGCUGUUAGCGCUUUGUUAAAUGUUUAUAAUUUUAUAAUGAACUAAUAGAAAAACUUUGAUCAUCGAAAGAUCAGCUUUUACUUAGUUGAUUGAAUUGAGAAAACUUUUUGUGUCGAGAGAACGGACUACUGAAAUUAAAUUGAUCGAAAACAAAAAUAACUAUCGAGUUAUUUAAGAGUAAAACACACUAUGAAUAAUAUUUUGUAUACAUUUUUAACUCGCAAAUAUACUCGAUCACUCAAACAUCAUUCUGGGUUAACUUCUAAAACGUCUGAAAGUCUGAGUUUUUAGGGCCUUUGUAUAUCAAUCAAACAAGGUACGUACUCUACGUAAUGAAGCAUGCAAAAUCUCACUAAAUUAUACAUAUGACGUCAAAUUUUAAAUGUUGUAGAAAUUUUGAUAACAAUUUGAUAUUAUAUAUUUUUUAAGGUUGAUAAUAUAUGUUAUUUCCUGAAGAAUUGUAUUAAAAACCAUUUGUAACAUUUUGGAAACUGUAUCAGUUAGAAACAUAUCAGAAAUUUUGGCAAUCUUAUGCCUCCCGAAUACGAAAAUUUAUUCCCCUUAAUUAUUCUUUCCUAUUAUUACCGUGUUUUACAGCAAAAGCUUGAAAUAUGGAUGAAGUUUGCCUCUGCUAUCUUUAUCUUGCGCCUAACGGGUAACUCGAACUAUUAUUCACGUGAACCAUUUUCUAGGGUCUCUUGAACUUUCGUUAAUACUUUCUUAUAAAUAACUCCGUUUAACUCGACCCAUUUUUUUGUCUCUGGUACUCUUUACUAUAGAUAGUCAGAUUUUAAUUUUUUAGUUUUAUAACUCUUAAUGUAUCAUAGGUAGAUAAUGUUGUCUGUCACGGAAAACUUCAAUUUACUUUAAAAAUUUAAAAGGGACAUGCAUGCCUUUUUCAUCGCCAAUCUUUCCAGGCAACUGUUGUUCCUCCUCUUGAAAACAAUCGCUUUAACUCGAACUAUAGUCUCAUUUUAGACUAAAUUCAACUUAACAGAACCUUUGUUCAACUCGAACAUUCCCUCAGUACCUUGUAGCUUGGAGAUCCGAGUUAAUAUGUGUUAAUUGUAUUAUCGAAAUGAUAAUCGUUCCGGUAAUUGAAGAAAGAUAUAAUUCUUUUUCUUUUUUUGACUCGAUUAUUACAUGAAUCCCGACGCACAUUUGAAA